AUGUGCAAGAUAGUUAAGGAAACCCGAUAUGUGUUUAAUUGUCUUGAAUCUAUAUAUAUUCAUUUUUCUAUGCCAACAAACAACUUCAAAUUUAAAGAAAUUCAAAAACAACUAGCAAUAAUUGAAGCUUUAAAAGAAAAAAUUGAGAAUUCUAAUGAUCGAGAUGUUUCCCAGGCCUUAGGAAUUUUAUCUAUAAUGAAUACGGUUUCCUUUAUUUUUCACCUCAUUGUCUUGGAAGAUAUAUUACAAGUUAUCAAUAUUCUUAGCACUCAGUUACAACAAAAAACAGCUACACUAGGCAAAGCUGGCCUAGUUAUUGAAGGUGUAAUAAAAACGUUUGAAGAGAAACGUUCAGAUAAGUGUUUUUCUGAAGUAUGGUCUACUGUUGAAAUGUUUGCUGAAACUCAUGGCAUUGAAACACCUAUAAAAGAUUGUACUGCUAAGAGAUUAAAAAGAGAACCAAAUCAUUUGAAGGAUUUCCAUUUAUCAUCAACCACAAGCACUGAACUAACUAAUGAAAAUGAAAAACACUGGCGAAUAAUUUAUUUCAAAUUAAUUGAUACUAUUGUUACAAACAUAAAAAAAAGAUUUUCCACUGAAAGCCUAAAAAUGGCAACAGCAGUUGAUAAUUUUAUGAAGUUAAAUUAUGAUGAUAGCACUUUUUUCAUUGAAAAUUAUAAAGAGUUGUUCAAUAUUGACCUAAAUGCUCUGAAAAGUGAAAUGAUGGUGGUAAAAAAUUGUGUCCUUCGAUCAAGCAUAGAAUCACAGAUUGAUUUUGAUAAAAUAAAAGAAAUGAUCAAUAAAAAUGAUCCGGAAAAUUUUGAACUAACGUCUUUGAUACUCAUCAGCUGUUAUGAGUUGGCUUUACUUGGAAGAUUCAUAUGUAAUAUUUGGCGCAUAUUUUCUGAUAAUCCGCUGUCUACGGUAUUGACUACACUCGAAACUGUUCACAAGAAAUUGAUACGCUUGAAUGUGGACGGGCUGAAGGAAAUAAAAAAUAUUAAUUGGAUUUCUAUAGUUAUAAUUAUUGUAAAUGCCAUGGUAAUUAUUAUAACUUCAACAAUAUGGGUAAUAUUGCAUAAACAUGUAUUGGAAAUAUAUAAUAUGGUCAUGAUUGUGGUUUUAAAUACUUGCCAAUGCUUUUGUUUUUGUGAAUAUAUACUGCUAAUAUCAUACAUGAAGUGGAUGAUCUACAUAAUAAAUGAAAAAAUUCCGGAAAGAAAAUCGUGCUUGAGUACGUACAGAGACAUGUAUUUGGAAGUUACAGAAUGCUUACACCAAGUCAAUAGAUCAAUACAUGGUGUGCCGGCCAUUGUUAGUUUUAUUGUAGGAACUGUCGCUGAAAUCAUUCUUACCAUAUACUGCGAUUUCGUAUUCCCUAGAUACUUUAUCAAUGAUCCUUAUUUGGUAGUUUCUUUUAUGUGGUUGUCAAUGCGAACAGUCAAUAUUCUACUUUUAUACAAGAUUGGUGAUGCCACCGAAAAAGAGGUAAAUCGGAUGAGUCUUGUCUUACAUCGACGAUCCUUAAUAGAAAAAAACCCUAGAAUUAAACGUCAGAUCAAGUUUUUUUUACUUCGAAGAUUACACGAACACUAUCAUUUCGAGCUGUAUGGAAUGUGUCAUGUUAAUAUAAGACAACUGUUUAGUUUAACAAACAAAUCAAUUGGAUAUUUAGUAAUUCAAAUUUUGUUCAAAUUAUAA
This is a messenger RNA of Macrosiphum euphorbiae (potato aphid), 1701 nucleotides long. The record is from the annotation of a GenBank genome assembly. NCBI's taxonomy places the organism in Eukaryota, Metazoa, Arthropoda, Insecta, Hemiptera, Aphididae.